Asterias rubens (European starfish) is the source of this 6593-nucleotide messenger RNA. RefSeq lists its product as uncharacterized. The transcript is spliced from 18 exons. The record is from RefSeq and is a predicted model, not a curated record. The coding region runs from base 28 to 6420 and encodes 2130 amino acids. NCBI's taxonomy places the organism in Eukaryota, Metazoa, Echinodermata, Asteroidea, Forcipulatida, Asteriidae. Gene Ontology annotation, cellular component: centriole; cytosol; centrosome. Gene Ontology annotation, biological process: regulation of centriole replication.
CUCUCGACAAAAGUGAACACCGUAACCAUGGCAACUUCAAGGACCAGUUCAAUAAAGACAAAUUAUCGUUUGAGUCCCAACGAGGAAGCCGCACUCAUCAAAGAAGAGAAAGCAAAGAGACGUAAACUACGCAUUCAGCAGGUACGUGAACAAGAGCGAAACUUCGCCUCUAAGAUCCGAAGUAGCGUCAGCAAGAAGAAAGAAGAGGAACUUCAGAAUCUUGCUGCUCAUCUGAAGCAGACUUGGGAACGGGAGCAUAAGGAGAAGUCUGAUGCUCUCCAGAGGGUAUAUGAGAGGAGUCUUGGUAGCGUCGGAGAUGGACACAGGGCUGCAAGUAUCCAGCCUCCGCUAACGGAGAUCAGAGCAGCUCAGUCUGUCAAGGACAAUCAUGCAGCCAAACAACGCUACAGCACAGCCUUGAAGAAACAUCAAGAAAACAAGGAGGCACAAUAUGAGAAAGACUUUGCUACCAUCAUAGCACGGAAAUCUGCGUUACAGAUUGAGAAAGUUCGAGCUGCAAAGAUUGCUAGUUUACCUCCACCUGUAAAGGACCCACUAGAUGAACUUGACGAUCUUGGAAAGGAGAAUAAAGUUGUGACUGUAAUUAGUGGUUUCAGUACGAGUCACUAUCAUCUGCAAGGAGAAUAUGUGGAGAGAGCUGAGCCGUAUGAGCAGGAGGAUGCUCGUUUGGCUGCACAGGAGGAGAGUAGAAGAGUCAAGGAGGAAAACGAAGAUGCGGCCAGAGAAGUUAAAGAGAGACACGAGAAAGCCCAUCUUAGACAUCACCACGCCAGGAAGCAAGAACUCUUACAUCAAGAUUAUAAUAAACUCAUGGAGGAACUUGGUCAUCUUGAGCAGGCGGAUAGAAGACGGAGACAGGCGAUCGUUGCUAACAUUCCUCAUCAAGUGUUUCAGCCACCGCACAAACGUCUUGAAGAUAAACUAGAUGAGCAACAGAAACUGGAGCAGGCAUUUGAAGACAUGUACAUGGCCAAUACUGAUUACACCGGAGACUUGGUUCUUGCCCUCGAGCCUAAACCUAAAGGUGAUGCUGAUCUAGACGUAACUAUGGAUUCAGUCACUGAUGAUGUUGGUAUCUCACUCCAACCGCUUCCUCCUGAGAUGAGUGAAGAUGCAGAGGCAAGAUUGCCGAGAGGAAUAGAUGAGGAGGAAAAGGAGCAGAAGAGAACACACAUGGAAGAUGAAAAACCGAGACAAACAAAAGCUCCCUUGAAGAUGUUGAUGAAUCGAAUUAAGUCUCAGCGAGAGGAGCUGAAGAAGAAGAAAGUCGUUCUGGAGAUCCCGAGCCAAGAAUCACUGCUCACAGAGGAAGCUAAAUUUCAAGGCAGAUCAAGACACUUACAAGGUCCGUCUUCCCUAUCCAUCGAGGGUUCUCAAACAGCAUCUGAGAGUGAUAGGAGUACAAUAGACACCUUAGAAACAGGAACGAUGUCUGAAGACAAUAACAAAGAUCAAGAGAUGAGGAGAGAGGAGGAGAUUCUACUUCAUCCCAUGGAAAGAGCUGCAAAGAUAAGAGAAGCUCUCAAGAUGCCGGAUGUUGAAUCACAGAAGAAAACACAGCAAGAGAUAAUGGCCAAGGAAGACUCUCAGCGCCUACGACUUGCCGAGCAACAGCUGCAGGACCAUAUAGAUCACAGAGACCAUCUACAACUGCUGCAGGAUAACCUGCUGCAGCGACAACUCAUGCUGCAGCAGCAGGUAAAAGAGCAAGAACUGCAGCACAGAAUGCAGCUUCAGGCGCAGCAGCAAGACCACGUCCAGCAGGAAGCUGCUUUGUGGAGCAAAGACCUGCAGGAGAAACAUGAGAUGGUGAAGCAGCAGAUUGAGCUCGAUAGCCAGCGCCGGCAGCAGCAGUUGGAACAACAAGGGUUUGCUCAGCAGCAGGCAGUAUUGUGGAAAAAAGAGCUGCAGAAAAAACAGGACAUGAUAAAAGAACAGAUUGAGAUGGAUCGACAACGGCGAGAGCGCAAGGAACAGCUGCAGUUUGAGAAGCAGCAAGAGGGAUAUCGGACAGACACCAGGGCAGCGGAGCAGGAAUCGCUUCGACUGCACCGUGAGCCAAAUCAGGAUCCUUAUGCACUCACCCAAAACCAGCAGAGUUUGAAUCAACAGCAGCAUGAUCAACAGCAGCAUGACCAACAGCAGCAUGAUCAACAGCAGCAUGAUCAACAGCAGCAUGAUCAACAGAAUGAUGUCACUCACUAUCACGACCUCCCUGAGAACCUACUUCAGAAUCAAAACCAAACUCUCGAACAACAACACUCCUCUAAACAACAUCAGAGCCCAUCACGAGAGGUCGGUCUCAUUCCCCACAAAGUAGACCUAAACAGCCUUGACUAUCGAAGGACUGACCCCAUGGGAGUUCAAGUAGCACCCAAACCUUUUCUUCAAGAAGCGCCCAGUAGUUUUCAAAGUGAGACGCUACCAGAAAGCCAUCCUAUUUAUCGUCCAUCUGACUCUACUUCCUAUCCAAUUCCUCUAAGCAAAAUACAUCAGGGACACAGUAUGGAAUGGCAACGCCUCCACGGACAUGACCCUCAAGGAAUGCCGACCUCCAGUCAGGGACAUGACCCCCAAGGAAAACUGGUGCCGACUCAGGCAGACAGAGACCACAUCCAACUGCCGAGCCGUGACACAUUACAAGAAGCUCAGCGCAGUCUUCAGCAGCGACGAGAACGACUCAUGAAGGAGUACCCGGAGCUUCAGCUUCCGCCAUACGACCCAUACAUCAUUGAUGAUACGCCGACAGGACCCACAUCACAUACCCUGCCGUAUAUGAUGAUACACCCUGGGGAGCAAACAGUGAGGGAUCAAGUAGUGGCUGCUGCGAAUCUACCAGGGAGAGGUGGCGCCAUUCCUGAGGUGGACUUUAAUGACAAUGUUCUCAGAGCAAGUAAGGCUACUCUGGAUACAGGAUCGACUUCUGCUAAAGGUGCACCAGGGAUGGGGACCGGUGUAUCCAGAAGUACUCAAGGCACAAUCAGCGAGGCAUCAAAUGUAAUGAUUUCAUCUUCAGCGUGGACCGGUCCAUCCGUGAUGACGAAGGGUCUAGUCACAACAGCUGACUUAUCCACAAUGAGACCAGGCACAACUACAGAGGGCGCUGUAACAUAUCCACAAUCAGCUAAUGUGGCUAUGCCAUCCAUUGCCAAGCUCCCCUCUGGUACUUCUUCUCCACAAGACAUGAUUGAUCUGUCUUCAAGGAGAGAUGAUCGCUCUCCCCUCAGCCAAAUGGAAAGGCAACUUGAGCAGCAUCGGCAGAUUUUAUUGAAAACUCGCCAGCAACUGCAGCAGGAACAGCAGCAACAACAGCAAAGAAUCUUAGACAAACAGAGGGUGUUGGCACAGAGGAUAGAACAGCAGAGACUAGACCAGCUGAUUAGACACCAAACCACACAGUCACUAGCACAGAAUGGGAUGAUGUCAUCAAGUGUAGGUACACAAGGAGUUGCGACAUCAGAGCAGAGACAAGAUCAACUGAGCAGAACCCGCACACAGGAUGCGGUGUCACAGUCACGAGCACAGAAUGUGAUGAUGUCAUCAAGUGUAGGUGCACAAGGAAUUGUGACAUCACGGCAAGAUGAGGUGAUGUCACAUCAGGGAUUGAUGACAUCACAAGUGUCACCACAAGAUGUGAUGACACAGCGUGGAGGUGCAAUUGCAUUGGGAAGGCAUGGAGAGACGUUAUCGGAAACACGUGAAGAGCCCGAAAACGCGAAACCAAAACCCUUCAAACAAAGUCAGUCCAUUUCAUCGGACACUGAUGCAGCUUCUGUUAGAGACCAAAUUAACUCCUUAUCCAUCGGCGCUCCUUCUUACAAACUCCCGUCGAUUACUUUUGGAGAAUCCAUGUUUCAGUAUCGACCCCUGCAUGGAAUGAGCGAUGAAUCGCCGCUAGGCUCCGACAGACCGCUAGUUUUCCAUGAGUUGUCUCCGGAGAGUAGUGAGAAUCUCACUGGAGAACAUCUUGAAGAUGUUAGUAACAUCUCUGAAGAUGAUGAGACCAGAAGAACGGAGCCGGUGCGGCAAGACUGGAAAACUAUUUUAGCAUCUCACCCUCAACCAACGCCCGUCCAACAUCACCAGCCCACUUUGCAAUCUUCAAGACCCCUACACGCAAGGCACCCCAAACCUCCUCCCGCUCCUCUAAGACUUCCCCAGACCCUUCCAGAAGCUGCUCCUCAUGAGCUGAGUACAAUCAUUGAGGCAGAGUCUCCUGCAGCAGAUCACAUCUUAAGAAACUACCCUUCGUCGUCCCUGAUUGCGUCAACUCCACACAAGACAAGUCCUCCUUACGGUGACUCUCAGAGAGCAAGUGAUGCAGCAGCUCGCCCCUUCCUCCCGGAUUACUCCCGACUCACGGAAGAAGGUAGCCAGACACCUCAGAUGGCAUUCACGGUAGAUGAAGUUAUCAGCAAGUACACUGGGCAUCUUGAAGAGCCACAUCAACAUCAUCAUGUAAUCGCAUCAACGAUUCCAAGUUUUGCUGAAGACGUUGGACACGGAGUCCUCACUUAUCCUGCGUCAAAAAUAUUAUCAACUGGUCCAAUCCCCUCAGUUCCACAGCCCCCCUCGUCAGCGGCAGUCUAUCACACAUCUCACGUCCCUACCCCACCAGUCAUCCAAAUCACAUUUCCAUCUACCAACAAUGAGGGCGCUUCACCUUCAGCAGACUCUCAGUACUCUUCCUCGGUCUCACCAUUGAGUGAUCACACACUCAGACAGACUCGGGACUCAUCUGACAACUCACUACUCAGCGAAGGAUCCGUUGAGAAGUUCCUCGCUCUCUCGGCGUCAGAGGGUUUCACCUCUGGUUCUAUAUCGUCGACCAGUGCCAGGUACCAACCACAUGUUGUAAUCGGUGAGAAACGCAGUCCUAUUGUGAAGGACUUUGUGCUGGAUGUUUCUUCAGUAAGUGGAUGGGAAAGUUCGGUUCAACCAACAAGAACGGAUGAACCAAACGUUUCUGGAAACACAACGAGGCCAAGACAGAGCCUGGAAUCUCAAGAGUAUAGUCUGGCGCCCGUGUCUCCGCAGAGUACCUGGACUGAUAUGGAUACGCAGAGUGGUUCGUAUCUCAAUAACGAGGUACCAGUCUUACCGAUGUACAGAUCAGAUAUACCCAAGAAUGGCAUGCCGAUGUUUUCUGAUGUAUCAUUUAGUUAUGGUAAUACCUCAUUUGACAGUGGGCAGAGUGUACGGCCUCCAUCUGAUGUGGGUCUUGCUCGUCUACCAAAAGUGCAAAGUCUACCUGAGGUUGAGAAUGUGCCCGGAUUUAAUAGUGGUGUCUCCCCACAGGGAGGCUCUGAACAAUGGUACGUGCCACAGCACAGCUUAGAUACUUCUGAAUUUCAACAGCUGGGAAGGGGUGCCACUCCUCAAGAAAACCCUGAUGACACUACUCCAAGACGAGACAAGAAAGUUGACUCAGGGAUGGUUUUAAGAGCAGAGGUUGAUGGGAAGGAUGAUUAUUCGUCCAAACUGUCGUACGCCGGAGCUCUCCGUGAGGAAUCCCAUGAUGCAAUAUUUUCAUCUGAUGACACACUACAAGAAGCCAUGAGGAAUAUUGAACAAAGUGAAAGUGAGACGUCAAAGGAAACGGGGAUCAUCGAGGAGCCGGAUCUAACUCUCGUCUCUCUCAAUACAACGAUGACAUCAUCUGUUGCCCCUGACGACAAUGACAUCAUCAACGAGGAGAUGAAACUGAGACAGUGGGAAUUAGACAACAUCGGCAGUGAUUCUCUCUCAUCGUUCCUACAUCAUGAGGAAGAGUUAUCAUUGGAGAGUCCAGCUAGAACUGGUUCAGACCGGUCAGGAGUGGAUGGAUCCGGUCUGUUACUUGAUAAAGAUCAAGUUCUGCUUACCACUGACACUUCACAAGAGAGCGCCACCACACUGCAGGAGGCGUUUCUCCGUCACAAAAAGUCCUUCAUCAAGUCAUCUCACUCGCGACAGCAAGAGGUCAAAGUUCGCACUGAGAACCAACAAGCCACUGCAUUCUCCCAGACACUAGAUAACUGGAAGCGGUCGAGAGGCGGGAAAGUUCAAAGGUCAACAAAACCAAGAACAGCAUCAAGUCCCUCUAAAGGACCAGCUGUUAAAGGUCAAAGGUCAGCUGCCAAAAGGUCAUCUCAAGAAGCUGCUGGGUCAAUAGGUCAGAGGGCACAGACCAAGGAUAUCUCUAAGACUGUCACAGCGUCUGGUCGAUUGUCAGCGGAGAAAGAAAUGUACAAGAGAAAUGUCCGAUUAUACAAUCAGCUGGAGGAGGUCCAGAAACAGAAACUGACCAAAGAUCGGCAGAAAGAUUACGCCGCCAAUCGCCAAAGAAGGAAAGAAUUCGAGCAGAAACUUCACUCACGUCUUCAGAAACUUACAAAGUCUUCUAAACCAACAAGUUGAUGUAAAAUGGGCGUCGUAAAUCAAAUUAUAAAAUAGUACAUGUGAGAAAUGUAAAAUAACAAAUUUUAAUAGAGUAGUUUGUAUAUUUGAAAAUGGGCCAAAAUGGAUAAAAUCACAAGGGGUAAGCCUUGCAUUUUUGUUGAAAAUAGGCCCAAAAUUGAUAAAAUCACAAG